UUUGCGUUUUUGUUUAACAUGUUGACUUUGGAAUCUAACAGCUUAAUCUUUCAAUUUUGACAGUGUUGACGAGAAUUGAGCUGUCACCUGAGCACCAUGAAUCUCCAUACUAUCAUGUCCUUGAACCAAAUGGAUAAUCUGAAGAAAGUGAUGCAAACCCAUUACUCUGUUCCCUCCCGGGUACCUAAUUUCUUGGGUGCUGAAUCAGUUGGUGAAUACUCAUUGUAUGGAAAAGAGUCACCUGCAGGUAUUCCUCCAUGUAUACAAAGAGAACAAGUCCUCAAUUCCCUUGCACAACUGAGUCUGUUUAAACACCAUAUUUUGAAUACAAGCCCUGUGUCCCACAAACCUUUCCCUAUGGGAUCUUAUGUCAUGAAUCCACAUGCCAUGUCUACUCAGUCUUCUAUGUUCCCUGCCGCUUUAUAUUCUCCAUCUUCGACCAGCUUUGAGACCCAUCAGCACCUUGGAAAUCCACACUUUCUUCCACAAUAUCCCCCGUGCGUUUCUCCUGCUAAUUCAUCAGAAUCUCCCCUGCUUUUGGGUGACGAUGUAGCUGAUAAAUAUGACAAAGAGAAUUCAGGGGACUUGAUGAAGGACUUCUUUGGCAUCCCGGAGGAAAGUUCUGAUCAAAGCUUGCAAGGUUUGGAUGCUGAGAAGGACAGUUUGACAUUAAUGGACCUGUUGGAUCUGCGAUAUUUGUCUGAAGAGCUAGACAUACCUGUAAGCAAGAAAGGGGAAAAUCCCAGUGUUGAUGAAAUAUGCCAAGCACCAAACGUUUCAUCAAUCCCUCCCCAAAGCCACCCACACGCUUUGGUCCCGCCUAUGGAUAAUCAAGUUCCCGAGGCUGCAGCUGCCCAGAAGCAAAGAAUAAGGUGGACACCCGAGCUCCAUGAGCUUUUCUUAGAUGCAGUCAGCAAACUUGGUGGCCCUGACAAGGCAACUCCAAAGGGUAUAUUGAGGCUUAUGAAUGUUGAAGGUUUAAACAUCUGCCAUGUGAAGAGCCACUUGCAGAAAUACCGACUAGCCAAGGCUGUGCAGAUGAAACAAGACAAGAAGGCUUCCAGCUCUGAAGAAAGGAAGGUAGCUACAAAGACUGAUGAGAGGGAGACGCCUAUAGAAAGGUAAACCCGGAGCAUAAUUGGCGUCUACUCCUUUAAAAUGCUUACUUCAUGCUAAUGAUAGUUGGAUGGCAGG
This is a messenger RNA of Vitis vinifera (wine grape), 1194 nucleotides long. RefSeq names its product myb family transcription factor PHL6. The transcript has 5 exons. NCBI's taxonomy places the organism in Eukaryota, Viridiplantae, Streptophyta, Magnoliopsida, Vitales, Vitaceae. The record is from RefSeq and is a predicted model, not a curated record. The coding region runs from base 97 to 1125 and encodes 342 amino acids. Gene Ontology annotation, molecular function: DNA binding; DNA-binding transcription factor activity.